AUGGCCGACGACGAGCUGGAUCCCGCUUUCCUCGACUUGGACAGCCAUGCACAUGCGCUCGACUCGCUGGACUCGCUGGGUCCUGGUUUCGGCUCUUCGCUCGACCCCCUCGACGACGAACUCGGCGACGGCUUUGGCAGGGCGCUGGGGAACGAGCUUGAUGCGCUAGACGGGGUGGAGGAUGGACGAAAUGAUCUGGACGGGGCGGGAAGGUCCCGGCACUCGAGCAGGACAGCGAGUACCCUGGAACUCGUUGAGGAUGAUGAGGACGAGGACGGUGGAUCUCGGUUCUCAACGCCGCAAAGACGACGACAGAGGGCACCGAACGCGCCUCAAAGCCUGGCUUUUGAGCUUGCGAGUGCGGCGAGACCGCAGCGGCAUCGCGACCUCAUGAAGGAACUCGGACUAGACGACGAGGACGGCCAAGGUCUCGAGGGUUCGUCGAGCGACGAUGAGGGUGGCGCAAGCUCUGAGAUGGACGAGCGGGAGGCGCGGCAAGGGCCGUCGUCCUCCGCCAGUCCUUCAGCAACCGCUUCAGAUCCGUUCGCCUCACCCCGGAGACCACAAUCUCGCCUGCAUUUCGACACUCCCGCCUCCUCCGCUCCGAACUCUUCCAACAUGUCAAGGACUGGCACGCUCGACGGAAACGACGAAGUGGAGGAGGACAACUUGGCGAAGGAGGCGGAAAUCGAUGCCGCUCUCGAAGAAGCCUCUGCCUCUCUUACCGACUCGAUUGCCGCUGCCACGUCCUUCCUCGACCACCUACGACAGCAUACCACUUCGUCAGAAACCCAACCUUCAACCGCAGCGACGCCCUCUUCUCUCUCUUCCGCUCCUUCCGGCACGGCGCCUCCCGUCGACUACACCGAUCGCCAACCUCGUGUCGAAUCUCUCGCUCAAUCCGUCCUGCGAAACGUCGUCGACCUCGCCCAGCAGCGCGAAGCGCAGGUUCGCGAGCUGACGGAGGCGGAGCGAGUCUUCGCGCGUACUGACGCCGGCUGGAAGGCUGUCCUGGCCGACCUGGAGCCGCUCGAUCUCGAGGAGGAAGACCCAUCGACGACACAUGGAUCUGAGGCGGAUUCAGCAGCCACCUUGCCGAAUGGCGACCAGCUCGAGGACGGUACUCGAUCCGACCAGCCUUCUCACCUCGCCCCUCUUCCGCCUUCUCUCUCCGCCCAAGCUCUCUCCGAACUUGCCUCACUCCGCACUCUCACCGCGUCGCUCCUCUCUGCCCUCUCCUCCCUCUCCGACAUCACCCAAAUGCAGUCAGCCCUCGCCUCCGAUGCCGGCCGCAAGCUUCGAGCGCUCAAGGCGCAAGUGGGCGGUGUAAAGGACGACUUGCUCGCGAUUGAGCGGAGCGAGGCGUUCGUUCAGGCCUUUGAGAAGCGGGAGGGGACGGAACGGUGUGGUGGGAGGUAUUCGGCGCGCGCGAGGGGAGAGUUAGUUGAGGUAGAGAGGCGGUUGGAUGAGGGCUGGCGGAAGGCGCAGGAAAUCUUGACUAUCAGGGCAUGA
Rhodotorula toruloides NP11 is the source of this 1512-nucleotide messenger RNA. RefSeq lists its product as uncharacterized. The transcript has a single exon. The record is from RefSeq and is a predicted model, not a curated record. Bases 1 to 1512 code for a protein of 503 amino acids. NCBI's taxonomy places the organism in Eukaryota, Fungi, Basidiomycota, Microbotryomycetes, Sporidiobolales, Sporidiobolaceae.